Molecule: messenger RNA, 2501 nt
Organism: Umbelopsis ramanniana AG
Lineage: Eukaryota; Fungi; Mucoromycota; Umbelopsidomycetes; Umbelopsidales; Umbelopsidaceae
Exons: 9
Coding region: 41-2419 (792 amino acids)
Biological process (GO): lipid metabolic process
Molecular function (GO): triacylglycerol lipase activity
Source: RefSeq, a predicted model, not a curated record
UUUAAUUACUCUACAUUUCUGAUGCUAAUUGUUGAGGAACAUGAAUGAUCCAAUAACUCACUAUCAAAGUGGAGCUGCUAGCGAUUCGAGGUCCCAAUCUGGAACAUUGAAUCGUUCACUGUCAUAUACCAAUCCCCGACCUGACGAAGGCAAGCCGCCAAGCGCUGCAACUGUCGGUCGGUCCGCAUCCUAUCAAGACGUACGUAAAGAAAAGAAGACUAUUCCAAACGAGUUUGAACUGGAAUGGGUCAAAGAAAGUGACGUAGAAGCAUUUGAACGAGCCCUCUAUUAUGAUCCACUCAAAAGCCCGUCCGUCUUAAGUAUAGGCGCUGACUCUGGAACGGAACAGAUCUCUGCUUUGAACGACUUUGCUCCUGUGCGCGAGAAGGUCUCUCGGAAACGAAAAUCAAAAAAGAAGGUGAAGACGGACGCUGGUUAUCCCAAGGGAUUUUCAUACACCUUAUUGCGAUAUCCCUUAAUGGCAUUCAUUGGCCUUAUCAUGGCCAUUGAGCUUACAUUUUAUUUAUGGUUACGGCAAAUUGUCAAUUCCUGGGAAUGGCUUGUCAAUUGGAGAGGUAAAAGCCAGACCCUACGUCACAAUAUGCAACAAGCAACGACAUAUGAAGAGUGGUGCCAAACGGCGGAGGCGUUGGACAAGCAAUUCAAAAAGGAUGAGUGGAAGGAGAUAGACGCUUAUGGAUAUUACGACUACGCAUUGAUUCACAAAAUUGUACGAAACCUGAGCAAAUACCGACAAUCAGAUAAACCAAGUGAUGCAUUGAAGCAAAAGGAUAUAUUAUACGCUUGCCUCAAAAACAAUUUUGGUGGCAUCGAGAAUCAAAAGCUGUAUAGCAAUACAUUCCUCGGCACCAAACAUCUUAUUGAGGAUUACGUCGAAGAAGUGACCAAGUCGAUCACUGCCUUUUCACAAAACUCGAAUCUGUCGCUAGAGGAAAGACAGCUUGCAUUCAAACUCUUUUCUAAAAACUAUGGUCGUACUGCCUUGUGUUUGUCGGGGGGUGCUACGUUUGGCUACUAUCAUCUGGGUGUAGUGAAGGCUUUAUUCGAUCGCAGAUUGCUUCCAUCUGUUAUCACCGGGACAUCCGCUGGUGGACUGAUUGCUGCCCUCGUUUGCUGCAGAACGGACGAAGAACUUGCUCAGGUGCUUAAUCCAAAGCUGAGCAGUCGAAUCACAAUCGCCUAUGAAUCCACUUGGCGAUGGAUGUUACGGUACUAUCGCACUGGAGCAAGAUUUGACAGCGUUGACUGGUUUAUCAAAGGAUCAUGGUUUACUCGUGGAUCACUCACAUUUUUGGAAGCGUACGAGAGGACGGGCAGAAUUCUUAACAUAUCUGUGAUCCCGCACGACCCGCAUUCACCUCCCAAGCUUUUGAACUACCUAACAGCACCACAUUGCGUCAUUGCCACGGCCAUAAUCGCAUCGGCUGCAGUUCCUGGUAUUCUCAACCCAGUAGUCUUGAUGCAAAAACUUCCAGGAACAGAUGAGCUGGCUCCUUAUAGCUUUGGAGCAAAAUGGAAAGAUGGAUCUCUCCGUACCGAUAUACCAACACAAGCACUUCACACUCAAUUCAAUGUAAAAUACACCAUAGUAUCCCAAGUCAACCCUCACGUGCAUCUAUUUUACUAUAGUAACCAAGGCAGCCCAGGAAAUCCAGUUUUACAUAGAUCUGGCAAAGGCUGGCGUGGAGGGUUUUUAGCGUCGUCGAUAGAGCAAUUCCUCAAGCUCGAUCUUUCAAAAUGGCUCAAAGUCAUUAGAGACCUAGAAUUAAUGCCGAGAUUGCUCAAUCAAGACUGGAGUUCAGUAUUUCUCCAGCAAUUCGGAGGCAGCGUUACGAUCAUCCCAAAGUCAAGAUUGUCUGAUUGGCCACGGAUAUUAACUGACCCGGACGAAACGAUUCUGGCCCAUAUGAUCAAGGUGGGCCAAGCGCAGACAUGGCCAAGCAUUUCAAUGAUAUCCAACCGAGUGAGAAUUGAGGCUGCCAUUCAGCGUGCCCGUGAGCAUGUACGCGAUCAGAUGCGGGCGGUGAAAACCAAGCGGAGCAAAGCCAACGGCCACCUUGGCAAAGGAGCAGGAUUUCAAUUGCGAGCUCAGCACGCUUUGUCCCGAGAAUUCAGUGACGACGGAGGCGGUAGCUCGGAUGAAGCGGCCUUUUUGGAAACCGGAAACCAGGACGCACGCACUGAAGAAGAAAAGGAAUUAUACAAGGCGGAAAGACGACAAUUCCUGGCAAAGUUUUCCGAUAGGCGAGAUUUAAUGGAUGGCAAAGACGUUAUGGCUGACUCAAGUGAAGCUGAACGUCAGCAAGAAAUACAAAAAUUUUAUCAAGAAAUUGAUUCAUCUGACGAAGCAGAAGAGGAUGACGACGACGUUGAUUCUUUAGAAUCUUUAGAUAUUUGAAUAGUUAGAAGGUUGACAGUAUUAAAAAAUUGUAGCAAACCAAUCACGCUGUGUGAGACCAUCCACUUUUGCCAAAUGAAGU